AUGUGUGUUACCAACAGCGCAAGACGAGGCCCUAGGUCUUUGGCCACGGCCAAUCCUAACUCGAUGAUUUCCAAGACUCCUUCUUUGCUCUCUCAGCGCCUUCAAAGCAACUUUAUGCCUCUCAUGAUGAGCUCCUCCGCUGGGGAUGCUCGUAGCGCCAUGCCCAUGAGCAUGCCUCAAUCUGUCCAGGACAGUCCUUUUAUGGGAGCCAAGCAAGAUGCCACGAAGCCAAGACGCCGUCGCAAGCCCCAAAAGCCAGGCAAGACAGCCAAACUAAACGAUCGUCACUUCGUGGUCCACAACUAUCAUGAUCACGCAAAUGAUGUCCCGGAGAACGACCUGCAGGACGUUCCCUCUUCAAAACGCCGUGGAGGAGUCUCCAUGUCCUUUCCUAUCAAGCUUCAUGCCAUUCUAGAUCAGGUGGAAGAAGAUGGUUUGAGCCAUGUUAUAUCGUGGCAGCCACAUGGAAGGUGCUUUUUGAUUCACAAACCAAAGGAAUUCACUGAUUAUGUCAUGCCCAAAUACUUUCGUCAGACCAAGCUCACAAGCUUUCAGCGACAGUUGAACUUGUACGGGUUUUCUAGGCUGACGAUAGGCAAGGACAAUGGGGGUUACUAUCACGAGCUAUUCCUACGGGGAAAAGUCUUUCUCGCAAAGACCAUGUGCAGAACUAAGAUCAAGGGAACCAAGUAUAAGGCUGCCAGCAGUCCUGAUAAUGAGCCUGACUUCUAUACAAUGAAUCCUGUCACACAUACCCCACCAACAUCCGAUGAAUCCAGUGUGGAAGAUGGAAGCUACCAAAGUCCCAAGCAGAUGAGAAGUCUUCCUCAAACCAGCAGCAUGCCUCCUGCUGCUUUGAGGUUGAACUUUCCAGUCAUGUCUUCCAUCCAGACUCCAAGCUUGCCCUCCCUAAGCGUGUCUGCUGUAGACCAAUUCGCUUAUCAGAUGCCCCAGCAGCAGCAAAUGCAGCCAACUCCUCUCAUGGGCGCUGGUUUCAUGACUGAUUUCCAAGCUCCCAAGGCCCCAGCCUCGGAUGAUAAUGCCUUUGAUGCUGCCAUUGAUGAGAUUUUCCUGGAAAACGGGAAUGCCAUGGACGACUUUCGUAACAUUUUUGAUCCAAACAUGCAAAUUCCAGAGAAGAUCGAAGAUGACGAACAGCUCGGAAACAUUCUGGAACAACUCUUGACCCAAGUUUAG
Cylindrotheca closterium is the source of this 1197-nucleotide messenger RNA. NCBI's taxonomy places the organism in Eukaryota, Bacillariophyta, Bacillariophyceae, Bacillariales, Bacillariaceae. The record is from the annotation of a GenBank genome assembly.